Cryptomeria japonica (Japanese cedar) is the source of this 1413-nucleotide messenger RNA. Its product is annotated as putative UPF0481 protein At3g02645. The record is from RefSeq and is a predicted model, not a curated record. The transcript has a single exon. Lineage: Eukaryota; Viridiplantae; Streptophyta; Pinopsida; Cupressales; Cupressaceae. The coding region runs from base 1 to 1413 and encodes 470 amino acids.
AUGGAGCUUGUUGGUGCAAGCGAUGAACUUAUUUCAAAAGCAUGGGUUGCUGAAGUGGAAAGGAUUGUUGGAGCAAGAGAUGGUGAUGGUGACGGUGGUGAUGAUGGUGGUGGUGGUGUUUCAGAUGGCAGAGCGGCUCGGCGCGUUCCAGAGGCUGUGGUGAAGGCCAAAACAGAAGCAUACGCUCCUCAAAUCAUUUCGCUGGGGCCUUACUACCAUCGCGCCCUUAAGGAUGCUCCUGUGGGACCUUUGCAUCAUGGCCUCUCCAUCAUUUCCCAGAUGGAAAUGUACAAGCUCAAAUGUCUCAAGGAUGCUACGCGCAAUGACUCAGAUCUUAUUCACAACUUUCUCGAAAAUACGGUCCAGGCCAACACAUCUAAAGUAGAGCAGUUUUACAACUGGAAAUUUGAUACGGAGGAUGGCCCUCGAAAGUUCGGGUGGAUGAUAACCGUAGAUGCCUUUUUUCUUUACCAUUUUCUCAAGAAUGCGUGUGAUGAUAAUGUUGGCCCUGAUGACAAUAGGUCCAAUAGGUCUCGCCAUCACUCGGCAAUGGGAAGCAUAAAGUGUGACAUUGUCAAGUUAGAAAACCAACUUCCUCUUUUCCUUAUUCACCAAGUUUACCGCACCCUCAAUGUUGAUCAAGGCUUUGAUGAGUUUUUGAGGACUCGGAUGGCUAGUCUGUGUUCAUUUGAGAAAUUUAUGUUUUCGUCAGUUGAGAAUGAGGGCGAGGAGCAACAUCUGUUGGCCUACAUGCACAAAUGUGUUUCCUCCUUCCUCGAAAUGGAGGGAGAAGUCCAACCCAAUUGCUGCCAGGGAAUUCAAAGUGCCAUUGGAGAUGCCAUUAGCAGAGCGCUCCGUAGUUGCUGUUUUCGUCAAGCCGAAACCGGCCCAAGUGGUUUUAAGGUGAAUGCCAGGAAGCUGGUCAAACACGGCAUUACGUUGACAUCUUUUACUCUCGGCAAGAGCAUGCGACAAAUCAGAUUCGACAGGUAUUCCGGCACACUUUAUCUUCCACGUUUAACUGUCACUGACAUGUUCACUGAAGUGGUGUUGAGGAAUUUGCUAGCACUGGAGUUCAUUGAGACGAGUCGAGGGACGGUGAUAACACAGUAUGUGGAGCUCAUGAAAAGCCUCAUCGACACAGCCAAGGAUGUUAAAGUUCUCAGAAAAUGUGGCAUCAUUGUUCCUGGAAGCAGCAUGAUAAGCGACGAGUACAUUGCUGGCAUGUGGAAAGACAUUUGUAAGCCUUUCUUUGCAGCCUCUGUUCAUCCUUCCCUUCACUUAGAUCAAAUCAAAGAAUCACUCCACAGGAAUUACUAUUUAGUAAAAGGCAAAGCUGUCUGCCUCGAAAAGAGUAUUUGCUUAUUAAAAGGCCCAAUCAGAUUAGUCAGGGGAAUAUUCAUGCUUGGUUAG